Molecule: messenger RNA, 3758 nt
Organism: Corylus avellana
Lineage: Eukaryota; Viridiplantae; Streptophyta; Magnoliopsida; Fagales; Betulaceae
Source: RefSeq, a predicted model, not a curated record
UAUAUCGGAGCAAAGACGGUUUGACCAGCUGGUGAGGACAACCAUGAACGACUUGACAAGUCAGGUUUCAAAUGUUGAGUCGGGGGCCAACAAGUUUGGGACGAAAGAAGCCAAGUUCACGGCGUUGCAAACGCUCUACACUCUUGCCCAGUGCACGCCGGAUCUGUCGGGUUCCGAUUGCAAUAGCUGUUUCCAGAUAGCGAUAGCAUAUCUACGGGAUUGUUGUGGGGGAAAGCAAGGAGGCAGAGUACUGUUUCCUAGUUGUAACGUUAGGUUUGAAGUGUACCUCUUUUACCAGUCACUACCACCUGGUCCUCCACCUACUGGAUCAGUAACACCCCACAAAGGAAAACAUCAAAUCUCACCGCGGACGAUUGUUGCCAUUGUCGUUCCGUUUUCUGCCUCUAUUGUGCUAUUUGUCAUCGGCUACUGCUUUUUAAUUAGUAGGAGAGCAAUGAAAAAGUACAAUGCUUUACAGGAAGAAAACGCUGCUAAUGAUAUUACAAGUACUGUAGAGUCCUUGCAAUUCGAUCUUGCUACAAUUGAAACUGCCACCAACAGGUUUUCAUAUGAGAAUAAACUUGGUGAAGGCGGAUUCAGUGUCGUUUACAAGGGUAUACUUUCAAAUGGACAAGAAAUAGCUGUGAAGAGGUUGUCUAAAACUUCUAGACAAGGAAAAAAAGAAUUUAAAACUGAGGUGAUAUUGGUUGUCAAGCUUCAACACCGAAAUCUUGUAAGACUUUUGGGAUUUUGCUUGCAAGGAGAUGAAAAUAUACUUGUCUACGAGUUUGUGCCCAACAAAAGCCUUGACUACUUUUUAUAUGAACCUACAAGUCAAGGGCAACUAGAUUGGUCAAGCCGUUAUAAUAUUAUUGGAGGGAUCGCUCGAGGGCUUCUUUAUCUUCAUGAAGAUUCUCGACUUAGAAUUAUACAUCGUGAUCUUAAAGCUAGUAACAUUUUGUUAGAUAGAGAUAUGAAUGCAAAAAUUUCAGAUUUUGGUUUGGCAAGGAUUUUUGAAGUUGAUCAAACUCAAGGGAACACCAGUGAAAUUGUUGGAACAUAUGGUUACAUGGCUCCAGAGUAUGCUAUGCGUGGACAAUUCUCUGUAAAGUCUGAUGUGUAUAGUUUUGGUGUCCUAAUUCUUGAAAUUAUAAGUGGCAAGAAAGUACGUUCUUUCUAUCAAUCAGACGGUGAAGGAGACCUUUUGAGCUAUGCUUGGAAACAGUGGGCGGAUGGAACGCCCUUGGAAGUGUUGGAUCCAAAUAUAGGAAAUUCUUACUCAAGAGAUCAAGUUAUCAGAUGUCUCCAUAUUGGUGUACUCUCUGUGCAGGAUGAUCCAGCUGAAAGACCCACGAUGGCGUCCAUAGUUCUCAUGCUUAACAAUCACUCCGUUUGUUCGCCGUCAUCUCCUCGACAACCAGUAUAUUUCCUUAAUAGUCGAACGAGGCAAAAGCCAUUAAAUGAGCAAGAGUCAGGUCAAUCUACAAGAAAAUCAAUGCCAUUGUCGGUAAAUGAAGCAUCAAUUACUAAAUUAUACCCUCGAUAUUUCAAUCUCAUUGCUUCAACCUCGACGUACAUGACGACCCUUUUUGUCCUCUCCUUGUUGAUCGCCUUCCUUAGCAGAACCCGAACUGAAGCUGCUGCAACUUACCUCGCCCAUGUCUGCCCAAACACCACCACUUUCACCGCCAACAGCACCUACCAAUCCAACCUCAAUCACCUCCUCGGCUCCCUCACCUCCAACGCCACCCGCACCACGGGGUUCUACAACACCACCGCGUCGGCUGGGAACUCCGUCGACACGGUCUACGGCCUCUUCCUCUGCCGGGGCGAUCUCUCCCCCGACGCCUGCCGAGACUGCGCUGCCGACGCAACCAAAGACGUGGUCGAUCGCUGCCCCAAUGAGAAAGUGGCCGUGGCUUGGUACGACGAGUGCAUGUUACGCUACUCAAAUCAGGAUAUCUUCUCCAGCAUGGUCACCGACCCUAAAAUUCUCCUGACGAACAUACAGAAUAUAUCGGAGCAAAACCAGUUUGCCCUGCUGGUGAGGACAACGAUGAACGAUUUGGCAAGUGGGGUUUCAAAUCUUGGGCCUGGAGCCAAGAAGUUUGGGACGAAAGAAGCGAAUUUCACAGCGUUGCAAACGCUCUACACCCUUGCCCAGUGCACGGCGGACCUAUCGGGUUCCGAUUGCAAUAGGUGUCUCCAGAUAGCGAUAUCGAAUGUGGUGGGUUGUUGCGGGGGAAAGCUAGGGGCCAGGGCUCUGUUUCCUAGCUGUAACGCUAGGUUUGAAAUUUACCCGUUUUACCAGUCAGUAGCAACUGUUCCGCCACCUCCUGGAACAGUAUCAACACCCAAAGGAAAAGAUAAAAUCUCAGCGGUGACAAUUAUUGCCAUUGUCGUUCCGAUUUCUGUCUUUGGUGUUCUGUGCGUUAUGGGAUACUGCUUCCUUACUAGGAGAACAAGAAAGAAGUACAAUGCUGUACAGGAAGAAAAUGCUGCUAAUGAUAUUACUACUGUAGAGUCCUUGCAAUUUGAUCUUGCUACAAUUGAAACUGCCACCAACAUGUUUUCAGAUGAUAAUAAGCUUGGUGAAGGCGGAUUCGGUGUCGUUUACAAGGGUAUACUGCCUAAUGGACAAGAAAUAGCCGUGAAGAGGCUGUCGAGAACUUCUGGACAAGGAAAAGAAGAAUUUAAAACUGAGGUGAUAUUAGUAGUCAAGCUUCAACACAGAAAUCUUGUAAGGCUGUUGGGAUUUUGCUUACAAGGAGAAGAAAAGAUACUUGUCUACGAAUUUGUGCCCAACAAAAGCCUUGACUACUUUCUAUAUGAACCUGCAAGUCAAGGACAACUAAAUUGGUCGAGCCGUUAUAAUAUUAUUGGAGGGAUCGCUCGAGGGCUUCUUUAUCUUCACGAAGAUUCUCGACUUAGAAUUAUACAUCGUGAUCUUAAAGCCAGUAACAUUUUAUUAGAUGGAGAUAUGAAUGCAAAAAUUUCAGAUUUUGGUAUGGCAAAGAUUUUUGGAGUUGAUCAAACUCAAGGAAAUACCAGUAGGGUUGUCGGCACCUAUGGUUACAUGGCUCCAGAAUAUGCUAUGCAUGGACAAUUUUCUGUAAAGUCUGAUGUUUAUAGUUUUGGAGUCCUAAUUCUUGAAAUUAUAAGUGGCAAGAAAAUCAGUUCUUUCUAUCAAUCAAAUGGUGACGAAGACCUUUUGAGCUAUGCCUGGAAACAGUGGACGGAUGAAACGCCCUUAAAAGUGUUGGAUCCAAAUUUGGGAAAUUUUUACUCAAGAGAACAAGUUAUUAGAUGUCUCCAUAUUGGCGUACUGUCUAUACAAGAUGAUCCAGCUAACAGACCCACAAUGGCAUCCAUAGUUCUCAUGCUUAACAGUCAAUCAAUUUCUUUGCCAUCACCUCUACGACAACCAGCAUAUUUUCUUCAUAGUCGAACAGAGGAAAAGCCAUUAAUGGAGCAAGAGUCAGAUCAAUCUACAAGCAAAUCAGUGCCAUUGUCUGUCAAUGAAGCAUCGAUUACUGAAUUAUACCCUCGAUAGAAUUAGUAAAUGUUUAUAUUGUUAGUAUUGAUAAAGAAUUCGAACUUCAUGAACAGGGUAAUAAGCCUGCAAUUAAUCCAAUAUGUACGAUUAACCAGACGGGAAAAAAUGAUCGAAAACCAAGUUGUAUUUUUAUUUAUAGUUGCUAAAAUAAUACAAAGCCUCUUUGCAUUACCAAGAUCAUAAUACCUUGGUGAUGGAUUAA